This is a messenger RNA of Brienomyrus brachyistius, 2751 nucleotides long. Its product is annotated as angiopoietin-2-like. NCBI's taxonomy places the organism in Eukaryota, Metazoa, Chordata, Actinopteri, Osteoglossiformes, Mormyridae. The transcript is spliced from 6 exons. The record is from RefSeq and is a predicted model, not a curated record. The coding region runs from base 1 to 1278 and encodes 425 amino acids.
AUGACGGUCCUGCUGCUGCAGGGUCGCGUCCUCGUGACAGUGUGGAGCCUUUGGCUGGCAUCGGGAAGCAACGAAACGGGCAUCGGCGAGGGCAGGCACGCGAGCCAGUGCGGUGAAUACAGCAACCAGGCGACAGCGAACGGCACGUGCCGGCUGGUGGCCACCGUGCCGCAGCUGGAAGGCCGGCGCUGCCCGGACCUGUUCCGCUGCACGGACGAGGUCUCCUACUGGCUGCACGAGAAUGAGGAGCACAAACAGCAGAUGGCAGACCUCAAGGAGACAAUCUCUGAGCUCCAGGAGGAGCUGCGCAACCAUCGGCAUCGCAUCAACGUCCUGGAGCUACAGCAUGAAGAUAAGAACAACCUCAACUUGUCUGUGGGGCAAAGGUUCCACGCCCUGGAGCAGCGGAAUACAGAGGCCGGCACUCUGCUUCACAUCCAUGGUGCCCUCAUCUACGACAUGCAGAUGCAGUUACGCAACCUCUCCGUGCUGGUGGAGAAGGUGCAGCGCAACCCCGGCUGCAUGAUCAACAUCAUCCGCACCAGCCCCCUCCUCAGCACCCAGGAAGCCCUGCAUCCAGAGGUCCAACAUGUGAGAAAUUGCCCUAUUGACUGCGCCUCCCUUUACUACAAUGGGGUGCACACCUCUGGAAUCUAUAUUGUGGUUCCUUCACUGAGGACAGUGCCAAUUGAAGUGUUUUGUGACAUGGAAACUGAGGGUGGUGGGUGGACAGUGAUCCAGCGACGUCAGGAUGGCUCAGUAAACUUCAGCUGCAGCUGGAAGGAGUACAGGGAAGGUUUCGGGGACCUGCAGACAGAGUUCUGGCUGGGCAAUGAGCAUAUCCAUGAGAUAUCCAGCCAGGGAGACUACAUGCUGCGCAUUGAUCUGGAAGACUGGAAGAGCAAGCACAAGCAUGCCCUCUACGAGAACUUUCGCGUGGGUGAUGAGGAGAGCGGCUACCGCCUUCGUGUGACUGGCUUCAGUGGCACCGUGGAGGACAGCUUCAGCUGGUACCAUGACAAGCAAAGCUUCAGCACUCCCGACAUGGGGAACAUGUGUGCUGAGAUCGCGCAUGCCGGCUGGUGGUACCAUCACUGCUUCUACGCCAACCUCAACGGGGUGUACUACAAGGGUGGUCGUUACUCAGCCAAAGGAAAGAAUCUGCUGGGUCCAAAUGGCAUCGUAUGGUACUCGUGGAAGGACUCGGAUUACUAUUCACUCAAGAAGGUGAGCAUGAUGAUCCGCCCGCGCACUUUCCGGCCACGCCUGUCUCCAUGACAACCAAAGCACCGCCCCCCUUUGGCCGUAAUGGCCGAAGACGACAGUGAUAAUCAAGGUCACAGCAACGGCACUGCGGCAGUCUGGACUUAUCUGUCGACUUCCUGGCUGAUAAUUCUGAGGAUGAGAACACAGCUGCCGCUGUUUGCUGUGGAAAAUAGCUGAAAACAUUUUACAUUUUGCCUAGAGAAUGCCGGCAGUUAAGUCUUUUGUUUGUCAGCUGAAUGCUUCUAACUGCAGGCUAAUGCACUUUAAAAUUCUGAAGAAAAAAAAAAUGAAAAGCAGGCUGGAAAAGCUGUGUCAAAAAAUAAUGAAAAUUAAAUACUUAUAAAAGGGUGAUGGAUAUAAUUGAAGGCAGUUCAACAUGGAAUAGUCUCCAUCUGCACAGUUUUGCAUACUACUUCUGUGUGUUACAUUAUCUAACUCACACGGCUAAUGAUGUAUGUUAUGUAAUAUUCUUGCAGGCAUUGUUGGCUGUUGAAAACUGUAUCUCUGUAAAUAGUUUAUUAUGCUUUCCUUUGUUAGGGCGGUAGAGGUUGCUCCAAGCAGUUUUCUCAGGGUAAACUUGUAGGGAUUUAAUAUAUGCUGAGAAAGUGUCAGGGUGAUAUUGGUGAACGGUUUUGUUUCACAAACUAGAGCAAUUUAUUGAAAAAAAAUACAGUUGCACAAGAUUUCAUAAGUAAAAAAAUGAAUGACUGAUGCCAUGUGCAAAGAUGAGUAGUGCUGAAAAUAUCUGGGCCUCACAAGUUUGAAAAAUAUGUUAUUUCCAGGUCUACUUAAGUGUAGAAAAAAAGGCAAAAAGUUUUCUGCUGUUGAUUGGGACAGUGCCAAGUCCCUUAUCUCCGAACGCAGGCUGUCACAACACAGCUGUCAGUCCGCUUCUGCCCAGAUAAACGUAUCUUCCGCUGCCCAAACAGCUCGACACAAUCCUAUCAGAGGAAAAAAAGGGGAGAGCCAUAGAUAGACCACAGAGGAGUCUGGGAAAUGGCACACGGCUUUGUCUAUAUGACAUGACAUCACCCCGGGGCUUUCAGAAGUGAAGGACCAGACCCUUUUGACCUAUACUGGUACCUUAUGUGACCUUGGCUUUUGCUCUCCUAUGCUGUCCAAAGCAGAACUAAACCUGUAACCGAUAUGCUUUCUGAAAUGGGCUACUAAAUUAUAUAAAAAUAAAAUACGAUAACCCUUAAAAAACCUUUACGGGAUAAUGGGGUAAACAAAAUCAAAGGAAAAAAAUGCAAGUAGGAUAAUGGAGAAAUCAGCACAUUAUGUCAACCUUAUGGUUGAUUACAGGCUACAUAUGUACACAUUACUAUAUAUUACUAUGCACAAAGCUAAUUCUGUUUUUUUUGUUUAUGUGAAUUAUGCUUUAUUUUCCUUAUCGAUUUUUUUUUUAAUGUGGAGCUACUUAAAUUUACGCCAGAAUAAAAAUAUAUAAAAUAUAUUUAUGCUAAAUAAAUAUUUGGGGUAGGU